Messenger RNA from Musa acuminata subsp. malaccensis (wild Malaysian banana), 1179 nucleotides. RefSeq lists its product as uncharacterized. Gene Ontology annotation, cellular component: nucleus. NCBI's taxonomy places the organism in Eukaryota, Viridiplantae, Streptophyta, Magnoliopsida, Zingiberales, Musaceae. Gene Ontology annotation, biological process: regulation of flower development. The record is from RefSeq and is a predicted model, not a curated record. Gene Ontology annotation, molecular function: protein binding; DNA-binding transcription factor activity.
AUGAUUUUGUCUGUUCCUUUCCUAUUUAUUGCCUCUUGUAGUUCCUACCUGCAAGUUCUUGAGUUCCAACCAAGAAGAGGAGCAGGAAAGAUGUAUGCAGAGACCGGGCUGCUGUUGCCCUGCAUGCAGGGCUUUCCACAAGUAGUAUCAGGAGCUGAUCAACAUCUUCUUCCGUUUACAUUUCAUGAAGACUUGGUCUCCACGGUCUUUCCUGGUGCUGCUCCCACCUUGGGUAACCUGGUUCAGAUUUCCUUUACUGAUUAUGACCUGGGAGGAGACGGGGAUCUGUUUGAAGCUCCAAAGCCCAUAUUAGAAGAAUCAUUAGAUCCCAUAACCGCUACCAUGUCAGUGAUGCCUGGUUAUGGAAGUACUAUAACAGAAGAAACAAUGAAAACCACAGAUGCAGAGUUGAUCCAAGAUGAAGAUCUAUCGUGUGAGGUCUUCUUUGACUGCAAAAGAGAUAUUCUUACAAAGUCAACUACAAUUGUACCUUCUCCUGGCACAGUUGCUGCAGUGCAGACUGAAGAAGAUACGGCUGGAGCAAAAGAUAAUUCCUUUGCAGAGGGAUCAUUACAGAAGAGUGGCAGUUUUGGAUGUCUAGGCUCAGUGGACUACUCUAAGGUUCUCAGUGUCGAGCCAUGUUUUCUUGGUGUUUCUGAUAUGAAUCUUGAGGUUGCAUUUCAGAUGAGGAGGGCAUACAGCGAAGGAGAUAUCCAGAUUCUUGGAAACAAUAACUCAGUUCAUGGUAACAUGAACAUAAUUCCUGCUUUUAAGGUUUUAGCAAGCUUUGAGGAUAUCAAGAUUGAGGACAAGAUCAAAGAAAGAAGGAUAAAGCUUUCCAGGUACAGGAAGAAGAGGACAAAAAGAAACUAUGGAAGAAAGAUCAAGUAUGCUUGCAGAAAGGCUUUAGCAGAGAGUCAGCCUCGUAUACAUGGAAGGUUUGCAAAGAUGGAGGACACGUAUGGAUGCAAUGAUCGAGCAAUAGGAGGUCGCAAACUGCAGCAAUGAAGUAUAGAUAAAUGCACAAGUAGCUUGCAGCUAGUACUGCUUUCUAAACACCCCUAUGGGUAAUGUGGCGCUUCCAAUAUUAUGUUAUAAAGCUUGUUCAGAACUUUGAAUUAUAUUUGUUAGAAAUAAGCCUAUGGUUAUGGGCAUCUCUUGCUAUACCGUCGGUCUGUA